AUGUCUAUUACUGUGAAUCUGAAGAGGAUUUCCAACCUGCCUGGGAAAUACGACAGGAAAGUGGAAUUGUCUUUUAGGGAUUUUACACACAAAACCAAGAUUCUUCAAUGCGAAAACAUUGCUAUUUUUAACGAGCACUUUAGGUGGCCACACUAUGGCAAAAUCAUCAAGGAUGAAGUACUCUCCAUCAGUGUGUACAACUGCAGCAAGAUGUUCAGUAACAGGCUGCUGGGGAAGCUGGUGAUCAGUUUGCAGCAUGUGGUGACAGCAGGGAGGCUGGUCCUGCGAGAACCUCUCACAGACAGCAACUACAGCCUGACUGAUAUAUAUGUAGAGUUGGAUGUGAGGUACAUUCCUGUACAAGGUGCAGCUGGAGAAUGGACCAGUGAAGACUUUCUUAAGAUUGAGGACAGUGAUGAAUCAGGUCUUGUCAUUAGGAACACAGGCUUUCUGGAACCUGGAAAUCUCCGUGCUCAGCAGAUGGAUCGAGACGCCAGGAUGCUCGGUCGCAGCCUUCUAAAGACGGAUAACGAAGACGGAGAUGAAGACGACGAUGAUGACUAUGAUGAUGAUUAUGAUUUCACAGACAUAGAAUGUGCUAACAUCACAUUUACCCCCAUAUUCAGUCGAUGCACCGCUUUAUCAAAACAUGAGCUUGCUGUUGCUCCUAAACUUAAAUCAUUCCAGGUGAAUGUUAAUGUCAUAGAAGCUCAGAAACUGGUGGGUGUAAACAUCAACCCUGCUGUGUAUAUCAAAGUAGGAGAUGAGAAAAAACACACAGCCACUCAGAAAUCCACCAACUGUCCAUUUUACAAUGAGAAUUUUAUGUUUGAGUUUCAGGAGACCCAGGAUGUGCUUUUUGAUAAGGUUAUUGAGAUAUCUGUUGUUCACAAAAAAGUACUAGCAUUUCUAAUGACCCAUAUCGGCUCCUUCAAGAUAGACAUCAGCACAGUCUACCAGCAGUCAGAGCAUCGUUUCUAUCAGAAAUGGGCACCACUUACAGACUCGAAGGACACACGUUCAGGGGUAAAGGGCUAUGUGAAGUGCACUCUGAGUGUGAUAAUGAAGGGUGACCCUAUGGGCAUGGCCAGUCUGCCCCCCGCCACCAGCCAGAACGAUGACAUUGAGAAAAACUUGCUGCUUCCUAAGAGGAUGCCAGUGGAACGGCCAUGGGCCAAGUUCCUGCUGAAAGUUUACAGGGCGGAGGGCCUGCCCACCAUGAAUGCAGGAUUUCUGGGCAGCUUCUCCAAAAUAAUGGGUGACAAGAAGGUCUUCAUUGAUCCCUAUGUGCAGGUCACAUUUGCUGGACAGCAGGGAGAGACGUCAGUGGUGAGCAACACUAACGCACCGGAGUGGAAUGAGCAGAUCUCAUUUAUUGAGCAAUUUCCUCCCCUCGCUCGAAGAAUCAAAGUUAAGAUCCUUGACGAUGCCAACAUCGGCGAUGUGGCUGUAGCCACACACUUUCUCGACCUCCAGCAGAUUUCUAACCCCAACAGAAAUGGAUUCAAUCCCACAUUUGGACCAUCGUGGGUCAACCUGUACGGAUCGCCUCAGAACUCCACACUGCGUGACAUUCACCGGGACCUGAAUGAAGGCCUAAGCGAGGGCAUCUUUUACAGAGGCAGGGUGCUGUUGUCUCUGUCUGUGGAGGUCUACAUGUCCCCCACCGCUGCUGUGGUGGAGAGCAAGGCUACUGCCAACGUCAAAAACGCCAUAAGCAAACUCAAGCUAAAGCGCAAAAGCAAGAAAUCUAAGGAAAAGAAUAAUAAUGAAGGUAAAGGAAAUUAAAAGCAAAAGGGUCGUGCUGAGGAGUCUGAAGACACUGCAUCUGAGGUUCCUGAAGCUGUCACUGUUGAAGUAGAGGAGAUUCAUCCACUACCUGAGAACUUUGCAGGGGAUAAAGAGGAAUUCUUGCUGUUUGCAUCAUUUUUUGAGGUUACCAUGAUCGAUCCAUCCAUUGGGUCCAAGUCUGUUACCUUUGAGCUGUCUAUUGGGAACUAUGGGAAAACAACUGAUGUGAUAGUGAAGAGCGAGAAGAAUGGUCAGGGAGACGGAAUGGAGGACAAGCAGCCGUUGUUAGAAUCAGAUGAUGAGCUUGAGAGGGAGGAGUUGUCUGUGCCGGGUUCUAGGGACAAAUCCCUUACAGCACCCAGAAGAGCCCAGCCUACAGAAUACAAUGGGUCCUUCUGCUGUAUUCCUCUGCUCCGGGAGAAACCCUGCCUCUAUGUGUGGAACUAUUUUGAGGAUCACACCUUCCGUUACCAGAGCUGCAACUGGCUGUCAAAGAUGGCGGAUAGACUGGAAUUUGGCAUUGAUGAAGUAGAGAUGCUUUUGAAAAGACCAAGAAGUAAUGCUAAGCAGCGCUUGGUGGAACUUAUGUUUGAAUUUGUUUCCACAUGCAAACAGUUUAGCGGAAACAUGGACAGGAAACGUCCGUCUCGGCCAAACAACCUGGACAAAUGUCGCACAGUCUUCAUGAAGAGAAACAUAAUCAUUCUGGCCAAACAGGCUCUAAGGGUGCAGAGGAGAGUGACAAGGCGUACAGUCCGAGAGAAACUGGGUGAUGUCAAGAACAUCCUAAAGAGAGUACGCUUUCUGGCUAAAGAGCCCCAGAGCACUUUGCCAGAUGUGUUCCUGUGGAUGAUGAGUGGAGAAAAAAGAAUAGCAUAUGCUCGAAUCCCAGUUCACUCGAUCCUCUUCUCCUUGGUGGAGGAAGAAAGGGGCAAAAACUGUGGCAAAAUCUCUACCCUUUACAUGAAGACUCCUGGAGGACCACUGGGUGAGAUCUUUGCAAAACUGGAAAUCUACUUGUGGCUUGGCGUCACUAAGUAUUCAAAGAACUCUGUAACAAGCCUUCCUGCCGAGUUCAGGCCCGUAUAUGAGACAGCAACCUUUGGGACCCCAAUACCCCCCAACAUGCCUCCUACUAAACUAGAAGUGGAUGACAGUCGUUAUUUCCAGCUGCGUGCCCACAUUUACCAAGCACGUGGCAUCAUCGCUGCAAAUGAUAAUGGCCUAUCAGACCCUUUCGCUAAGGUUGUAUUCUCCACUCAGUGUCAGGUUACACAGAUCUUUGAAGAGACUCUGUCCCCCACCUGGUCUGAGUUACUGCUCUAUGAACAAAUUCUCAUGGAGGGCAGUAAGGACGACUUCAGGGGCGACCCACCUGUGGUUAUUAUCAACUUCUACAACCAAAAUAAACUAGGGAGUCCACAGUCUUUAGGUCGAGCGUUUGCAGAACCAGAGCUGAAAUUUGUAGAGGAGCCGUAUAAGAAACCCAUGCUGAAGUUCUUCGACAUCACUAAAGGGAAGAGUAAAGCGGGAGAGCUUUUGGCAGCCUUUGAGCUAGUAGAGCUGGAUUACUCUGGAUUUGGAGAGCCAUCGGUGCCACUGGAUGUAGAUCCAAAAGAGCCGGAGUACCUGGAGGUAGAGAGACGAUACAUCAUCCCUGAUGGUGUCCGGCCUGUUCUGAGGAAGUUCAGGAUAGAGGUGUUGUAUUGGGGGCUGAGAGACUUGAAGCGUGUGAACCUGUUCGAGGUGGAGAAACCUCAGGUUCGAAUGGAGUGUGCGGGACAGUUGAUUGAAUCCGAGGAGAUUGCAAACUACAAGCAGAACCCCAAUUUUAGUGAGCUUGUCAAGCACUUUGAUGUGGAGCUUCCAGAGCUGGUGUAUCUACAUCCUCCUCUCACCAUCUUUGUAAUGGAGCAGCGGGCCUUUGGGCGGCUAGUUCUGGUGGGCACUCAUGUUGUGCAAAGUCUCAUGCAUUUUGCCCCCAAAGACUUGGAGGAGUGGAGGGAGGAGGAGGAACAAGAACCUGAGGAGAAAAAACCACCAAAACAGUCCACAGCCCUCCAGACAGUUGUGAGCAUGGACCUGAGAGGAUUUCAACUAAAGGACACGAAAAUUCCUAUAAAUCCUCUUAAUCUAGUCACGGCUCCAUUUAAAGCAGUGAUAAAAAAGGAGGAAGAACUCGAGGAGGAAGAGCCAGAAAAGGAAGAGCUUGAUUGGUGGUCUAAAUAUUAUGCUUCUCUGGCAGAACUUGAAAAGCAGGAGGAGAAAGAUGAAGAGAUGGAUGAUGCACAAGAUGGAGAGGGAGGGACUUUCAACAUGUCUAAUCUAGAAGCAGAGGAUGAAGAUGCAGUGGUCGUUGAAAUAGAGCCUCCAAAGCCAAAGAGGAAACAUAUUGCUACAAUAAAGCUUUACAAGUCGGAGCUAGAAAACGAAUUCAGUCAGUUCAUGGACUGGUUACACAUUUUCCCCAUUUACAAAGGCAAGUCCAACUUUGAUGAUGAGGAAGAGGAUGACAGUGACAGAGCCAUGGGCAAAUACAAGGGCUCAUUUCUGAUUUACCCGAUAGCACCUGAAGAGGAGGAUGCAGACUUCCAGAUCACUAACGGAAUUCCCAAAAAUGCCCCAGUCAAAGUUCUUGCCAGAGUGUAUGUGAUUAAGGCUACAAACUUGGCUCCAGCUGACCCGAAUGGUAAGGCCGACCCCUACGUGGUGAUAAAGGUGGGACAGCAGCAUCUGGACUCCAAGGAGAGAUAUAUUCCCAAACAACUAAACCCUGUCUUUGGAGAAGUAUUUGAGCUGACCUUGUCAUUUCCUCUGGAAACUGAGCUUAUACUGAGUGUGUUUGACCAUGAUCUGGUGGGAUCAGACGACGUGAUUGGAGAAACCAGGAUUGACCUGGAGAAUCGUUUUUACAGCAGACACCGUGCUGGCUGUGGACUAGCACUGCACUAUGAUAAGGAUGGCUAUAAUAUGUGGAGAGAUGCCAAGAAGCCUUGUGCCAUCCUGGCUGAGCUCUGCCGGAAGAACGGAAUCCCUUCCCCUGAGUACAGAGAGUGGGAGGUCAAGGUUCUCACCAAAAUCUUCAAAAUUGCAACUGAGGCUUUUCCUGAAGAGCUACUGAAGAAGAACAUGAAGACCGAGGAUGACUUUGCAGAGAUGGAUGAGCACAAGGCUCUGAGUGUACUGCAGCGCUGGGAGGAAAUGAGGGAGUUUUGUGUUGGAGCGUGUCCCCUGGUGCCUGAGCAUGUGGAGGUCCGGUCACUGCUCAACUCAGAUAAACCAGGCCUGCCCCAGGGCUAUGUUCACACGUGGAUUGACAUGUUUCCUGUGGACGUACCUGCUCCUCCCCCUGUUAAUAUCAAACCCAGACUCCCCAUCAGCUAUGAGCUACGGGUGAUCAUAUGGAACACAGAUGAUGUUGUACUAGAUGAUGUCAACCCCUUUACAGGAGCGCUGUCCAGUGACAUUUAUGUCAAAGGCUGGGUUAAAGGACUGGAGAAUGAGAAGCAGGAGACAGAUGUGCAUUUUAAUUCACUGACAGGAGAAGGCAAUUUCAACUGGCGCUUUGUCUUCCAUUUUGACUACCUGCCCACAGAGAAAGAAAUCAUAUAUAAAAAGAAGGACUCCAUCUUUUCUAUAGAUGAGUCAGAGUUUAGGCAGCCUGCAGUGCUGGUACUCCAAGUCUGGGACUAUGAUCGGAUUGGGUCCAAUGAUUUCUUGGGUUCCAUUGAACUUCGACUAAGCGACAUGGUUCGUGCAGCUAAAUCCUCUGAGCAGUGCAGCGUGCAGAUGGCCAAAGACAAGGCCACGCCUCGGUUCUCCAUCUUCCGCAGCAAGAGGAUGAAAGGCUGGUGGCCACUCAUUAAACAAAAGAGUCAGGAGGACAUCGAGAGGGAGGCCAGAGAGGCUGAACAAGAAAAGAAAAACAAGAAGAAGAAGAAAAAGAAGAAAAGCAAGCGCAGUCAAAUGAAGCCAGAGGACCUGGAGUUUGUGGACAGCAGUGGAAAUAUCUUUCUCUUAAUGGGCAAAGUGGAAGCUGAGUUCCAAUUGGUUACUGCUGAAGAGGCGGAGAAGAACCCUGUGGGCAAAGCACGCAAGGAACCAGAGCCAUUAGAAAAGCCAAAUCGUCCCAAGACGUCCUUCAACUGGUUUGUGAACCCAUUGAAGACGUUUGUAUACUUCAUCUGGAAGAAAUACAAAAAAUAUAUAAUUGCUUUGGUUAUUCUAGCAAUCCUGACGCUGUUUCUUGCCCUUAUCUUGUACACCUUACCAACACACAUCAGUCAGCUUAUUGUUAAUGGCUAAUUAGGAAACAUGCAUCUAGCCUUGUUUCUUAUAAAGAAGAACAAACUGCCUAAAUAGUAAUUACAUGCUGCUCAAAUGACUUAAUUAUUUUUUGUUAUAGACUGAAGCACUGUAUUUAGAUUCUGAGUCUCAUUGGGUUGUUGAUUUUUAUGC
Molecule: messenger RNA, 6249 nt
Organism: Trichomycterus rosablanca
Lineage: Eukaryota; Metazoa; Chordata; Actinopteri; Siluriformes; Trichomycteridae
Gene: fer1l4
Product: fer-1 like family member 4
Exons: 46
Biological process (GO): plasma membrane organization
Cellular component (GO): membrane
Source: RefSeq, a predicted model, not a curated record